Messenger RNA from Saccharomyces eubayanus, 1272 nucleotides. RefSeq names its product B-type cyclin CLB5 (gene CLB5). Gene Ontology annotation, cellular component: nucleus; cytoplasm; centrosome. Gene Ontology annotation, biological process: regulation of cyclin-dependent protein serine/threonine kinase activity; G2/M transition of mitotic cell cycle. The transcript has a single exon. The record is from RefSeq and is a predicted model, not a curated record. Lineage: Eukaryota; Fungi; Ascomycota; Saccharomycetes; Saccharomycetales; Saccharomycetaceae. Gene Ontology annotation, molecular function: cyclin-dependent protein serine/threonine kinase regulator activity. The coding region runs from base 1 to 1272 and encodes 423 amino acids.
AUGGAGGGCAACCAGGACAACGAGCACGGCACCAGAGGCGGUUCUUUGAUCUAUAAUGAAAAUGAAACACAAUUGAGCAGUACAAACGUGCGGACCUCUCAAGAUAAAAAAAAUGCUCCGAAGAUGGGGAGCUCCAGUAAGGAACAGGUGCAAGAUGAUAAACCAAGAAGGGCCUUGACAGAUGUUCCGGUAAACAACAAUCCUUUAAACCAAGCUAAGAGGAUAGCUAUAAACAACAAGGCCGCUAAAGUACGAAGGGAAGAAAACAGUAGACCUAUUGUUACCGCCGUCCAGAAAAGAAAGAUAUACAACGAUCAUACCGCGGAGGACGAUGCUGCUGUCUCCAUCACAAGCAAAAGACGCAGAUUUGGCGUUGAAGGAGAUGACGAGAUAUUAGGUUGGAAGGAUUUAGAUUAUGUUGAAAAAAACGACACUGCAAUGGUGGCAGAGUAUUCUUCGGAAAUCUUCGAGUUUUUGUACAAGAGAGAAUUAGAAACGCUACCAUCUCAUAAUUACCUGCUCGACAAAACUUCCAAAUACUAUUUAAGACCCUCCAUGAGAGCCAUACUAGUGGAUUGGUUGGUAGAGGUGCAUGAAAAAUUCCAAUGCUAUCCUGAAACAUUGUUUCUAUCCAUCAAUCUAAUGGACAGAUUUUUGGCCCAAAAUAAAGUUACAAUGAACAAACUACAACUACUGGCAGUAACCUCGCUUUUCAUAGCGGCAAAAUUCGAAGAAGUAAAUUUGCCCAAAUUAGCCGAGUACUCUUACAUCACCGAUGGGGCAGCCUCCAAAAACGACAUAAAAAAUGCGGAAAUGUUUAUGCUAACGUCACUAGGAUUUAAUAUUGGUUGGCCUAACCCGCUCAAUUUUUUGAGAAGGAUCUCCAAGGCAGAUGAUUACAUUUUGACUAAUAGGAAUACUGGUAAGUUUAUUCUAGAGUAUGCUUGCUGCUGCCACCAAUUCAUUCAUCUUCCCCCAUCUGUCAUAAGUGCAAUGGCUAUGUAUAUAGCAAGAAGAAUAACCAAUAGAAACAAGAACGAACUGUGGAACCAAAAUCUGGAACACUACAGCGGCGGCAUUGAUCCUCUACACGAUAAAACGUUUCAAUCGUACUGUACAGAUUUGGUCACAGACAUUGCUAGUUCUAAAAUUCGUUUGGAUUCUCUUACUUUAAAAUACAAGAAGCCAAGAUAUGGAUCGGUCUAUUUCCAAACUUCUAAUUGGUGUAAAGCUGAAGUGGACAAUAAUUUCCCAAGUCUAUUCAGUUUAUAA